AUGGGAGGAGGCGGAAAAAUUCCUUAUCCCAAAGAGGUGUGGUCUCCAGCUGGUGGUUGGUACGCUCAACCAGGCAACUGGAAGGCCAACACCGCCGUCAUGGGCCUAGCUAUUGUCGGGAUUGUCGCAGCUACAUGGAGUCUUAGUGCAGAACGCGAACACCGUGAUCGAAUGCCUGAGCCAGGCCGCUUCUUUCCAAGCCGAAAGUCUGUUACCCAAUUGAAUCUUACGGCGGUUGCAGCAUUCGCUGACAGUCAUUUUCUACAGUUGGAGCAAGCAGAUAAUUGA
Talaromyces stipitatus ATCC 10500 is the source of this 288-nucleotide messenger RNA. RefSeq lists its product as uncharacterized. The coding region runs from base 1 to 288 and encodes 95 amino acids. Lineage: Eukaryota; Fungi; Ascomycota; Eurotiomycetes; Eurotiales; Trichocomaceae. The record is from RefSeq and is a predicted model, not a curated record. The transcript has 2 exons.